AAAAGGAAAUGGUACAGAGCAGCCUGUUGAAAUUAGACAGCAGGGUCACCCUGGUCCUCUGUGCCACAGGAAGGAGGGGUACUGAAGUGUCAGUUGUUGGUGGGGGAGCAGUGCUGCAGUGGGAAUUCCAGAGCUGAGAAGGCUGCCAUCAACCAAGUGAGACAUGACCAGCCCCCGAGUUGCUGCAGCAAACGAGAUUGCUAAGGAAAGGAGGAAGCAAGAUGUGGUUAAUCGUGUUGCAACCCAUUCCUCAAAUAUAAGAUCGACAUUUAAACCAGUAAUCGAUGGAUCCAUGCUUAAAAAUGACAUAAAACAAAGAUUAGCAAGAGAGCGCAGAGAGGAGAAAAGGAGACAGCAAGACGCCAAUAAAGAAACACAACUACUUGAAAAAGAAAGAAAGACCAAGCUCCAAUAUGAAAAACAGAUGGAGGAAAGACAGAGAAAGCUGAAGGAGCGAAAAGAGAAAGAAGAACAACGGAGAAUAGCUGCAGAAGAAAAAAGACACCAGAAGGAUGAAGCACAAAAGGAAAAAUUUACAGCCAUUCUUUAUCGUACUUUGGAACGGAGGAGACUUGCUGAUGAUUAUCAGCAAAAAAGAUGGUCAUGGGGAGGCUCUGCAAUGGCGAAUUCUGAGAGCAAAACUGCCAAUAAACGAUCUGCAUCUACUGAAAAACUUGAACAGGGUACUUCUGCUUUAAUCAGACAAAUGCCUUUGUCAUCUGCAGGCCUUCAAAAUUCCGUUGCCAAAAGGAAAACAGACAAGGAGAGAAGCUCAUCUUUAAAUAGAAGAGAUAGUAACCUACAUUCGUCUACUGAUAAAGAACAAGCCGAAAGGAAGCCACGUGUUACAGGCGUCACCAAUUAUGUAAUGCAGUAUGUCACUGUACCCUUGCGUAAAUGUACUAGCGACGAAUUGAGGGCUGUUAUGUUUCCCAUGUCGACAAUGAAAAUACCUCCUCAAACAAAAGUAGAAGAGUCUCCCUUGGAGAAAGUAGAGACACCUCCCAAGGCAAGUGUGGAUGCACCCCCCCAGGUGAAUGUGGAAGUAUUCUGCAACACAAGCAUGGAAGCGUCCCCCAAGGCAGGUGUGGGCAUGGCCCCUGAGGUGAGCACGGACUCAUUCCCUGUGGUGAGCGUGGACGUGUCGCCUGUGGUGAGCACAUAUGAUUCUGAGAUGAGCAUGGACGCAUCCCCCGAGUUGAGCAUAGAAGCACUCCCGAAGGUGGACCUGGAAACAGUUCCCAAGGUGAGCAUAGUAGCAUCCCCGGAGGCGAGCCUGGAAGCACCCCCGGAAGUGAGUCUGGAAGCACUGCCAGAGGUGAGCGUGGAAGCAGCCCCAGAGGGGAGCCUGGAAGCACCUCCCAAGGGGAGCGCAGAAGUAGCCCCCAAGGAGAGUGUGAAAGGGUCACCCAAGGAGAGCAUGGAGGCAUCUCCUGAGGCGAUGGUGAAAGCAUCCCCCAAGACAUCCCUUGAAGCAAGCAUGGAAGCAUCUCCCAAGGCAAAAGCGAGAGACGCUCCAAAGAAAUCAGAAAUGGACAAACAGGCCUUAAUCCCUAUUGCCAAGAAGCGUCUAUCAUCAUACACUGAGUGUUAUAAAUGGUCAUCAUCUCCUGAAAAUGCUUGUGGUCUGCCGUCUCCCAUCAGCACUAACAGGCAAAUCCAAAAGAACUGCCCUCCAUCACCAUUACCACUUAUUUCAAAACAGUCACCACAGACUUCUUUUCCUUAUAAAAUAAUGCCUAUUCAACACACCCUGUCUGUGCAAAGUGCAUCAAGUACUGUCAAAAAGAAAAAAGAAACAGUUUCUAAAACCACUAACAGAUGUGAGGCUUUGAGCCAAAGGCAUAUGAUCUAUGAAGAGUCUGGUAAUAAGAGUACUGCAGGUAUUAUGAAUGCCGAGGCGGCAACAAAAAUUUUGACAGAAUUGCGCCGCCUUGCUCGUGAACAAAGAGAAAAAGAGGAAGAAGAAAGACAACGGGAAGAAAUGCAGCAAAGGGUCAUUAAGAAAUCAAAAGACAUGGCAAAGGAAGCAGUUGGAGGCCAAGCAGAAGACCACUUGAAACUCAAAGAUGGGCAGCAACAAAAUGAGACUAAAAAGAAGAAAGGAUGGCUGGAUCAGGAAGACCAGGAAGCACCACUGCAGAAAGGGGACGCCAAAAUAAAAGCUCAAGAGGAAGCUGACAAACGCAAGAAAGAACACGAGAGAAUUAUGUUACAAAAUUUACAAGAACGGUUAGAAAGGAAAAAGAGAAUAGAAGAAAUUAUGAAGCGGACAAGAAAGACAGAUGUGAAUGCCUCAAAGGUCACAGAAACAUCCAGCCAUGACAUAUAUGAAGAGGCUGAGGCUGACAACGAAGAAAGCGACAAGGACUCAUUGAAUGAAAUGUUUCCAUCAGCCAUUCUAAAUGGCACAGGCUCACCUACCAAAUUUAAAAUGCCGUUCAACAAUGCCAAGAAAAUGACACACAAGCUGGUAUUUCUAGAAGAUGGUACCAGCCAGGUCCGUAAAGAGCCAAAAACAUAUUUUAAUGGCGAUUUGAAAAACUUCAGACAAAAAAGCAUGAAAGACACUUCAAUACAGGAAGUAGUUUCAAGACCAUCUUCCAAAAGAAUGACCAGUCACACAACGAAAACCAGAAAGGCGGAUGAAACCAACACCACCAGCAGAUCCUCUGCACAAACAAAAUCUGAAGGAUUCCAUGACAUCUUGCCAAAGUCCUCAGACACCUUUAGACAAUAAGAGAAGAAGCAAACCUGUUUCUCCUCAUUUGGAUAUGUAAACCUUACUCAGCCUGGGAGAUGAAUACAUCUUCCACUCUGGAUAACUCAACUCCUGGGCCCAUCAGUCCUCAAAUUUUUCUGCUUCUGACUUGAACCUGGUAAAGGAAGUGACACCGAAAAAUUGAAAGAAACUGUCAAAAGGCCACUUUGAUGUAUAUCUCAGAUGUUAAAGUCAUCUUAUUCUCUUGUGUCUAAGCAAGAGUUCUAAGUAAAGAGUGGUUUUUGUUUUCUUUGGAAAAUCAUCAUUGUCUCUCAUUCUUGUGUUGUCCCACCAAUGUGUUUGCUGGAGUGAGUGCAUCAAGGAUGCUUUCCUGAAACUGUAACUGUGGAGUUUCUAGAAGAAUCUGAUUGCAGAACUAAUUCUCUUUCAGUAUAUAUUUGAAAUCUUAAAGUAAUGCUUUUUCUUUUUCUUUUUCUUUUUUUUUUUUUUGAGACGGAGUCUUGCCCUGUCGCCCAGGCUGCAGUGCAGUGGCACAAUCUCGGCUCACUGCAACCUCCGCCUCCUCAUCUCAAGCAAUUCUCCUGUCUCAGCCUCCCCAGUAGCUGGGAUUACAGGCAUGUGCCACCACACCUGGCUAAUUUUUUUGUAUUUUAGUAGAGAUAGGGUUUUACCAUGUUCACCAGGCUAGUCUCGAAAUCCUGGCCUCAAGAGAUCCACCCGUCUUGGCCUCCCAAAGUGUUGGGAUUACAGGUGUGAGCCACUGCACCCAGCCAAGUAAUGCUUUUUCUGUGUACCAGUGACAAUUUUGACAGCUAAAAACUCACAGUUGAUCUUGUAGAGAACAGAAUAGAUUAUGCAAGGGCCGCAGGAUCGCUCACAAGAGCUGUCAGAUUGUUUCUAAUAUAAAAAUACCAAAGGUUGCAAAAUCCAGCAAAUUGUAUUUUACUGUGAUAUAUGUAUAUUUUUAACUCUACCCAUCUGUGCCAGUGAGUACACAGGCACUAAUAACCUGAAAUGCUGGGAGUCCUGUAAAGCCCCAUCUUGGAACAGUCAGCACCUUUCAUGCUCUUGUCAGUGUUUCCUUUUGAAGGACAUAUUGGUGUUUAUCUACAGAAACAUAUAUUAUUUUUAUUGUGUACAUAAAGGAGUAUAUGGCUGUUGUCCCGUGGGGUAUGUUUAAUUCCUCUAAAUGUUUAAAGUACUUUUCUGCCUGUACUCUCCAGUUCUGUCGUUGAGUAUACACUCAGGCUUGAGAUACAACCAAAAUUUGCUUGCCUUUCUCUAGCCACUGGCUGCCAGUGAGUUCGUGUGAUGGGCACACAGAAAUGCACACAGAUGUACAUACACGUAUGUAUGCACACACAGUAUAUGAUUCCAUAAAAUUCAAAUGCAGAUUAAUUCUCCUAAUGAGUUUUCAGUGUUGAAUCGUAAAUAGUCUGAAGCAGGCCAGUGUUCCUUUUGGCUGCCAGUCUUGGAUUAGUAAAAGGAGGUAAUUCUUUCAGAUUCCCUGGUUCUUUGCCACUCAGAGUAUUGUACUUUUGAUAUAGAAUAGAGAAGGUUACCUUUGGUUUAAAAACUAUUUUUAUAUACUAGCUCUUUCAUGUAUAAAACAGAGACAAUCAUCCUAACAAAAGAGUUCCUGUUAUUUUUCUGCACAAAUGUCUUGUGUUGAAACACUGUUACAGUUCCAUAUAAAUGUGUGCUAUAUAAAAUAAACUUUGGAGAUAAAA
Molecule: messenger RNA, 4452 nt
Organism: Homo sapiens (human)
Lineage: Eukaryota; Metazoa; Chordata; Mammalia; Primates; Hominidae
Gene: MAP7D3
Product: MAP7 domain containing 3
Exons: 19
Coding region: 164-2740 (858 amino acids)
Biological process (GO): microtubule cytoskeleton organization
Cellular component (GO): spindle; microtubule cytoskeleton
Source: RefSeq, marked reviewed